AUGGAAGUAUUGGCGGUGGUGCAGAGCUACUCAGCAGAGCGUGUUGGUGCUGAGCUUCUCGCAACCAAGUCUGAGCUGGAAGCGGAACGCCGCAAGGCGGUGUCGCUAGAGUUCGAGCUGGCAGGCGAGAAGAGACAGCUGGAGUUGGGAAAUGCCCCUAGAAGAGAGGAUGAGAAAUUAAAUGAAUUGCAAGGAAAAUCAGAUUCCACGUCGUUGGGAUUGUAUAUCCAAACAAACUGCUCCCUCCUCACGCCCAGCCUUAUCGACUUAACCAACAAGACACAGAUAGAGAAGAAGAAGAAGAAGAAGAAGAAGACAAUGUCAAUAGCUUCCUCCACUGCUUCUUCUGGCGUCCAAUUCACCACUCUCGAAUCAGCCAUUGCCAAGAAAGACAGUGAUGCUGUCAAAGAGGCACUUGAUCAGCUGAGUGAAGUUGGUUGGGCAAACAAAUGGAGUUCUCAACCAUAUGUAUCAUGUCGUAUGACCUCUCUUCGGGAGCUGACAACUCUUGGAAUUAAAAACGCAGAGAACCUGGCAAUCCCAAGUGUUAGAAAUGAUGCAGCUUUUCUCUUUACGGUGGUAGGGACAACAGGCUUUUUGGGUGUUCUUGCCGGUCAGCUUCCUGGGGAUUGGGGCUUCUUUGUGCCAUACUUGAUUGAGAGCAUUUCUUUAGUAGUUUUGGCUGUGGGAAGCAUUCCACCUGGGCUUCUUCAAGCUGCCAUUGGUGGAUUUUCAUCACUUUUUCCUGAUUACCAGGAUAGGAUUGCUAGACAUGAAGCAGCUCAUUUCUUAGUUGCCUACUUGCUUGGCCUUCCAAUACUCGGAUAUUCUUUGGAUAUUGGGAAAGAGCAUGUUAAUCUCAUUGACAAAAAGCUGGAAAAGCUCAUAUACAGUGGGCAGCUUGAUGCAAAGGAACUGGACAGGUUGGCAGUUGUAGCUGUGGCUGGACUGGCAGCUGAAGGUUUGCAAUAUGAUAAAGUGGUCGGUCAAUCUGCUGAUCUUUUCACUCUUCAGAGGUUGAUAAACAGGAGCAAGCCGCAGCUUAGCAAAGAACAGCAGCAAAAUCUUACCAGAUGGGCUGUUUUGUUUGCUGGAUCCCUUUUAAAAAAUAACAAGGUAAUUCAUGAGUCCCUAAUGUCGGCAAUGUCGAAGAAGGCAACUGUGUUAGAGUGCAUUGAAGCAAUUGAGAAGGCUUCAUAAUGAUUAAAGCAUACCGGCAGUUGUAAUAUUAUUCCAAGAAUAAGGGCACUUUAGUAUGUUUAGUUGCUUGUUUCCUAAUUAGAUUUUAGGUCUUGGUAUAUAUACUUAGUGAUGUAAUUGUUUGCUCUGAUUUGAAUUGUGUCUGAAGAUAAAUUGGAAGCCAUUAGCAUUCAUAUGAAUGGAGAAAAUUAUUCGUAUUUGUCCAAUGUGUUCAAGAACUUUAUCCUUGGAAAGGACCGAUGGGGCUAUCUGACUGGCUCAACGUGUAGACCCACAUAUUCUAAGGCCAAGGGUUAUCACGUGGUUGUUUACACAUGGUAAAGGGAUUAUGGCCAAGUCCUCAGAUGGUUGCAUAAUUUUGUUGAACGAAACAUAAGUAUGAUUUUUUCUAAAUAUGACAGUGUCACCGAAGU
Molecule: messenger RNA, 1613 nt
Organism: Camellia sinensis
Lineage: Eukaryota; Viridiplantae; Streptophyta; Magnoliopsida; Ericales; Theaceae
Source: RefSeq, a predicted model, not a curated record